This is a messenger RNA of Antechinus flavipes (yellow-footed antechinus), 2000 nucleotides long. It is a transcript of the gene HMGN2, whose product is annotated as high mobility group nucleosomal binding domain 2. Bases 831 to 1103 code for a protein of 90 amino acids. Gene Ontology annotation, molecular function: nucleosomal DNA binding. The record is from RefSeq and is a predicted model, not a curated record. Gene Ontology annotation, cellular component: nucleus; chromatin. NCBI's taxonomy places the organism in Eukaryota, Metazoa, Chordata, Mammalia, Dasyuromorphia, Dasyuridae. Gene Ontology annotation, biological process: chromatin organization. The transcript is spliced from 6 exons.
CUGAUCAUGAAGGGUGCUGAAAGGACAGCUCCCAUCUGGCCUACUUGGGCCCCGCGAAACCCGAAUAGUACCGUUACGCCCAGCCCGGAACCUCUCUCUGCUAGGGAAAAGAGCAGUUUGCAGGUGAGUUGUCUGAGAGAUGUCGGCAGAGUGGUAGUUCCGAGAGCUGCACGUCCGGCUGCACCAAGCCGUAUCCCCUACUUCGUUCCUUCCCCGCCUCAGCGUUGUGUGCAUGCGAAGCAGCGGGAGCAGCACAGGCUGGUGGCUUGGGCGCUGCCAAGCUGCGCGCAACAAACCGCUGCCUUCGGAGGAGACUCGCAACCCCCACCCCUGGGGCCCCCUAGCAGGGGGCGGGGGAGGGGGGAGGGAAUCCAGAAUGUGUCCUGGGUAUUGCUAGUAAACGAAGUAGCUCGCUUGCAUAAGGUGGAAGGAACUUUGCAAAACCAAGCCUUAGGCGGGAGUCCAAGCCCACCCCCCUGUGCUCCUCGCAUUUAGCGCGCGCCUCCCUAGUCGGCCUGGUGCCCCCCGCCCCCACCGCGCGCAGUCGCUUCGCGCUCCCCCCUCCAAUCUCGCCCCAUCCCCUCCGAGGAGGUGAGUUUAAACCCCGCCCACGUGACCCCAGCUGGGCCAAUGAACGGCGGCGGGAGGUGAAAUCCGGUUCUAACCGGUCCGGGGCUCCCAGCGCUAUAAAAACUUUAUAAACCCCCCGGAGCCCAAGCAGUGUGAGGAAGAGGAGACGGGAGCGACCCCCGGACCGGCCGCUGCCGCCGCUGCAACCCGCGCCCAGACUCCACUGCUGCCUCUGCUCCCGCCCCUCCACCGUCACCACCAUGCCCAAGAGAAAGGCUGAAGGAGAUGCUAAGGGAGACAAGACCAAGGUUAAGGACGAACCACAGAGGAGAUCUGCGCGGUUAUCUGCUAAACCUGCCCCUCCGAAGCCAGAACCCAAACCUAAAAAGGCCCCUGCAAAGAAGGGAGAGAAGUUACCCAAAGGGAAAAAGGGAAAGGCUGACUCCGGUAAGGAUGGGAACAACCCUGCAGAGAAUGGAGAUGCCAAAACAGACCAGGCACAGAAAGCUGAAGGUGCUGGAGAUGCCAAGUGAAUUGUGUGAAUUUUUGAUAACUGUGUACUUCUGGUGACUGUACAGUUUGAAAUACUAUUUUUUAUCAAGUUUUAUAAAAAUGCAGAAUUUUGUUUUACUUUUUUUUUUAAGCUAUGUUGUUAGCACACAGAACGCUUUGUUGUUGUUUUGGGGGGGAUGGGGCAGAUGUUACAGAUAGGAUAUCUCAGAAGCUGGAUUGAAAUAGGUGGGGAUUUCUUCUCCUCCUAGUUUUUGAGAAGACUUCUCUUGGAUGCCAAGAGAGGUUCCCUGACACAUUCUCUCUCUCUCUCUUUCUCUCAGACACAUAGACACACACACAGAUUCAUAGAUAUGAACACUGAUAACCCUCAGCCUGUCUGGUGAGGGUAGGAGUGGAUAACUUCAAAAAUUUGUACUUCUUCCCUGUCUGCCAUAAGCAUCAACUUGACUCCUCCAAACCCAGGGGCCUAUCAGGACCUGCCCCUAUUUCCCUCUUUGCUUCCACCCCCAAAUCAAUUGUGUUGGAUACCAGUUUUUCAGGUAAUCUGAACUUGAAUUAUGGCCCUAAGGAGGCCUCCCCCAAAAAGCCGCAGCUCCUUUCAUAUUGGGGAUCUUUUCUAAUUAAGAAUUCUGCAGUUUUCAUUUCCUCAAAGUCAGGGUAGGCUCGUGAAAAGUUGUUAAACAACAUAAGCUCAAUGUGAAAGUGUCCACCCUCACUCUAAACUUUUCCCUGUUAAGGUAUAAAAUAAAGACUCUUCAUUGGGUUUUAUAGUGACUUUAUGUUUUUGGUAGUCCACGGAGGAGGGGAGUUUGAAAGUUGUUGUAUAAUGUUGCCGAUCGUAGCCCAUGUCCUGCCUGAAUUACCAUGAUUGUUUAUGAAAAGUAUCUUUAAUAAAGCUGGAUACAGUUUGGCUUGGA